CAAUUUUGCUCCCGAAUCGCAGACCCCCAAGUCCGUUCGACUUUUCACCGCUGACAUUUGUGUCAAUAUCGAUAAGUACAAAGUUUUUGAGACAACAAUGACUGUGCGCAGCUUUCAGGCGGGUAUAUUUUCAAAACAACGAUUCAAAUCAAGUCUGAGACGCUUAUAAACCACUCUGUUGGGCACCUCACGCCCCUUCUCUCUGAAGUUCCGUAAGUUCCUCUGCGAUAGAAAUCUUCGUAAUGGACCAUACUUAAACGAAGAUCCAUAAUAUCUAAUAUGCUGCUAGAGCUCACAUAAUGCCAUUCACAUCCUCUUGCUUUUAGCGAAACAUCGCCAGAAAAGGAUUGAUGACCUCCCGUCGGGAGCGCAUGGACCAGCCUCGAAAAACAAUAGCCCGCCACUGUACAAGGACAUCUUAUUAUCAACAACGGUUACCCUGCCUUGCUCUUAUAAACUCAUUUCAGGAGCGUAGACAGCCAAUUUUUUGUUGAUCUCCCCCACACCAAUGUCCAACUUACCUCCUCAAUCUCCUGGACCAGAGGACACUGGCAUCAUUAUCCGUGAUAUACCCUCAUAUCACGCAGUCCAUGCCGUUGAACUUUCCGAAGCUUCGGCUGACGUUCAGAAUAACCAACACCUGCCUGACACUAAGAGUACUCCUCUGCGACCCAUUAAAGGGUCGGCAGCCGAGGUUGAGUCGGCUAAGCCUCAUGCACAUGGUAACAAUCGUAGAGACGCCAAACGAAUCCGUUUGAAAGACACAGGCUGCACUCAAGGUGGUCAGCAAGCUUCGUCUAGUGAUCGUGUUCUCAGGAGUCGAAAGCGAGCUCUCGAUAAGGAUCAGGAUAAGGAUGCCGCCGGGUCGAAGAGAUCUUCAUCUAAAGUUAGCAAGAAUCAUAGAGCCAACAAACGUGCUCGUGUGCAGACGAGCAAGCAGAAGGAGAAGCAAACUGCUGUAGAAAAUUCGAAAGGAAGCGGGGGUCGGGAAGGUGACGAGCCCGAUCGCAAUGCCGACAUAGGCGGUAACGCUGGCAAGGAACUCUUGCUACCGGUUGAGCUCCAUGCCCUCAUCUUGGAGCAAUUGUGGGACAAUACCAAAGUUUACUGUCGUGACGUUCGGGCAUUGUGUGCCUCUGCUCUCACAUGCUCGCGAUGGAGACAAGCUGCUCGUCCCCAUAUCUUCCGUUCCUUAACUCUGAAAGAUCAUGCUCGACUCGACGAUCUCGCUGAUAUCAUGUCUGCCAAUCCCAAGGUGCGGGAAUGGAUUCGCAAAGUACGCCUCGUUGGAUCUUGGCCAUAUUUCGACGACCGCCAUUCAGGAAUCACGUUCGAACAGGUAAAGCAACAACAAAGGGGGCGAGACCUCUGGAUCUUCCAGUUUCCCUCUAUUGCCCUACCGAACAUCAAGGUUCUCGAGCUCUCCGAUUUUGCCUAUCUCUCUACAUGCCCCGACGACUGCCACGCAUUUGGACAAUGGCUUCACCGACUGGCCAGCUUGGAGUCAAUUGAAGUGCUAAACAUGUUCCAUUGUGCAAUGGAGCAGGAUAGCAUGUCGGCACUCAUUCGUGCCUUCCCUCGCCUGAUUGAUCUUACCCAAGGCCAAAGAUCCAUGUUUUUCUCGCAGGAUACCACAAUACUUGGUUAUGCGGAUCCGAUGUCAUUCCUUGGAGAGGAGCUAAUAGAGAUAGUGGUUCCACCCAUCCCAUCUGUUCUGUUGGGCACCGUCACCAUCGACCACCCUGUGACAGAAGACAUCGUAGCAUUUUUCGGAUUGGCCGGUGACACUGGGUUUCCGUUAUAUGACACUGCAUAUUCAGUGUUACCAGCGCACCAUAGUGCUUCGAGUGCGCCAGUGUACACCGCCAUCCAUCCGCCCGCCCAACUGCAGCACCUUCGCCUUGAUAAUAAUGACGGGCCCGAAGCCUUGGACUUCCGACUUCUGAUCUCUUCUGGCUCCGUCCUUCUUGCAGAUCUGUCUCGAACUCUCAAGUCGUUGUGCAUCGGUGUCUGCGUGGAGUUUCUUUCAGCCGCUGCUUUCGUAGCGGGUCUUGGUGAUGCUCCUGCAUUGGAAAGAUUGGAGUUACUUAUUGGGCAGGAGCCUCCAUUUUUUAUCAAAAAUUCGUUGGACAUAUCCAACCUCUCCAAGCUGAAGACCCUGGUCUUACGUUUCGUCGGCCUUAACGACGAUAUAAUCAAUGCGCUUCAUCGUAAACUCUCCCAGCUCAAUGCACAGCACUUGCAAGAACUCGUCUUCCGCUGUGACUUCCAGGGUGACGUCGGAAGCGUCGGAAAGAUUAGGGAUUACCUUGCAACUAAAGAGUUCGAGAAGUUGAAGGUAUUUCGCGUUGAAAUCGUGAAUCACCAAGUACCAUUUGCGGAACUACGGAAGGGAGUAGAGAAACUAUUUCCGAUCAUGGUUGAACGGGAUAUUCUACAAGUGAUAGAGUAUGAGUAAUCCCGCUGCUUUGCACAUCUGAAUGUAUUUAUAUUUAUUCUUACUCAAGUUUUCGUUUCUCCACCUGGACAAACCUUCGUCAGGCGAGAGCUGUUCGCCGUGUUCAGGAGUCAGCUUAGAUUCUCCGAAGAUAUUGAUAAGAUAAGAUG
This is a messenger RNA of Somion occarium, 2607 nucleotides long. NCBI's taxonomy places the organism in Eukaryota, Fungi, Basidiomycota, Agaricomycetes, Polyporales, Cerrenaceae. The record is from the annotation of a GenBank genome assembly.